AUGUCUAAAGCUACUAAACGUAAGCAUGUUCAAAAAGAAAUGCUCAAUUCUAAUUGGGCAGGUCCUACUGGUGAUCAACGUUUAGUAAGGAUAAUUGCUGGACGUGGAAAUAAUCUUCAUGAAGUUUGUUCAAUAGAUGACAAUGAAAUAUUUUUAGUUUCAAUGCCAGCUAAAUUUAGACGAAAUGUUUGGGUUAAACGUGAUGAUUAUGUUGUAAUAGAACCAAUUUCUGAGGGUGAUAAAGUACGAGGAGAAAUAGUACGAGUAUUAACUAAAGAAGAUGUUAAAAUAUUUAAACAAAAAGGAUGGGGGAAGAAAAAUGAUGAUGAUGAAAUAACUCCCAAUACUAACCGACCUAUUGUAACUACCAUUAGCGACUUGAGUAGUACUGACACUGACACUGAUCAUGAUGAUCCAUCUGAAGACACAGAUUAUUCAUCAUAA
Messenger RNA from Daktulosphaira vitifoliae (grape phylloxera), 444 nucleotides. Its product is annotated as probable RNA-binding protein EIF1AD. The record is from RefSeq and is a predicted model, not a curated record. The transcript has a single exon. Gene Ontology annotation, molecular function: translation initiation factor activity; RNA binding. Gene Ontology annotation, cellular component: nucleus. Gene Ontology annotation, biological process: translational initiation. The coding region runs from base 1 to 444 and encodes 147 amino acids. Lineage: Eukaryota; Metazoa; Arthropoda; Insecta; Hemiptera; Phylloxeridae.